AUGAUAUCCAGCUGUAAUGAUGAGCCUCACCAAACGUCAUCUUCGUCUUUCUCUGCAUCAUCUGAUUCAGAUUCAGCUGACGACUAUGCAGUAUCCACCAUGGACACAGAAUCUGAGAGGUAUAUGCCAGUUAUUCUCAGUAAUCCAGGUACAGUUCAUGACUGUACCUGGACUUUUGGAGAAAUCGUGACCAUCAAUGCUUUCAAAGAUGCGCAAUAUAAGCCCCAAUUACAUGUUAAUAACAUACCAAACAUGACUGAGUUAGAUUUUUGGCUAGCAUUUUUUCCGUCUGAAGAUAUAGAUCUUAUUAUCCAAAGUACCAAUGCAAGAUUGAGGGAGCGCCAAAGAGCUGUAACCAAGGGCGACCUGUACAAGGCUUUAGGAAUUAUAUAUGUGAUGACUCUGAAUUCACUGCAUACAAAGCAUACAAAGCGAGAGUAUUGGAGUACCGAAUCUGGUUUGUUUCCGGCUCCUGCUUUUGGUCAAAGGUUUGGGAUGGGAUUACAUCGAUUCGAAGAAAUCAUCAAUUGCCUAGCAUUUGCAAUACCUACUGCUGAAGAACUUAACAAUGAAGAAAAUAUGGAUAACGGGUACCAAGUCAGAGCGUUCUUCCAUAUGACAACAUCUAAAUGGAAUGAUAUUUACAGCCCGGGCUAUAAGGUAACCGUCGACGAAUCGAUGUUUGCGUGGUACGGGAAAGGACUUCAUAAUGAACGCGAUGGUAUGCCAGCUGUAAUAAAAAUACAAAGAAAGCCAAAAGGUGUCGGUUGCGAAUGCAAAACCAUUGCUGAUGUUCAGUCUGGAAUCAUGAUAGGGCUUGAAAUAAACGAAGGAAAAGAAGCAAUGCAGAAAAAGGAAUGGCAACGAGAACUGGGCGCAGGAACUGCGACAACUCUGAGACUUACCCGUCCGUGGCAUGGAUCUGGACGUAUUGUAGUAGGCGACUCGUGGUUUGCUUCUGUCAAGACGGCUAUAGAGCUCAAUAAAAGGGGCCUGAAUUUUUUAGGAAUCGUAAAAACAGCAACCCGAAAUUAUCCAAUACAGGACGCAAAAAUACGUUGCCCAGAAGAAAAAGACAAGUCUAUUGCUGCCACCUGUGUGAUCGCAGAUCCAUACAUCAAACUAACAUGUGUUGCUUGGCGUGACAAGAAGGUUCACACAUUCAGAGGUUCUUGCAGUACAACUCUGCCAGGUGAACCUGCGAGAAAAAAAAGGACAGAUGCUAACGGAAAAACCAUUAUCAAAGAAGUGGAGCGAAUCAAGCUAGUGGAGGAUUAUUUUGAUGGAGUCCGCGCAGACGAUAUUCAUAACCAUAUUCGUCAAAACGGCUUAGCUCUAGAAACUACAUGGAAUACUCAGAGAAGGCAGCAUCAAAUGUUUGCUAGCAUGUUUGGAAUUAUAGAGACAAAUGCCUUUCUAGCGUAUAAAUGUUUUAAAAAAGAUUUUAAUAAAAAGCAUUCUGAUUUUACUGCAGCUUUGGCAUUACAACUUAUUAAUUAA
Anthonomus grandis grandis is the source of this 1500-nucleotide messenger RNA. RefSeq names its product piggyBac transposable element-derived protein 4-like. The record is from RefSeq and is a predicted model, not a curated record. The transcript has a single exon. Lineage: Eukaryota; Metazoa; Arthropoda; Insecta; Coleoptera; Curculionidae. The coding region runs from base 1 to 1500 and encodes 499 amino acids.